UCAUGACAGACACACCCAGAAAGAAAAGAAAAAGAAAAACAACAAAAGUAAAAGUAAAGGCGGAGCUUCCUUUAUCACUUUCUCUACACAGCAAAAAUCUGUAUUUUCUGGUAAAAUGAAAAAAGCAAUGGCGGACAAGGAGAUAAUCAUCAAUGGCGCUGAGUCGGAUCAGACGGGGGAGAGCUUCUACGAUCUCGAUCAACGCGGCGGCGGCGCUGGCGGCAGCGAUUACGACGCUAGGGUUUCGGAGCUGAACAGGAAGAUCGAGUCUUUGGAGCGCGAGAAGGUUCAGUUGGUGAACGAGAAUUCGGAAGGCAAGGAGCGAAUCAAGAAACUGAGUUUGGAGAUCGGAGAGCUUCGAAACGACAACGCAUCGAAGAAGGAAAAGCUCGGAGAGAUGGAGAAGGAGAUCGAACGGUCCGGAGAGGAGCUGAAGUCCUUGGAGUCGGUGGCCAGGAGAGCGGUGGAGCUCGAGACUGAGGUUUCGAGGAUGCAGCAUGAUUUGAUUUCGACGAUGAGCGAAAGCGAGGAGGCGACUAAGGAAGCGAGUGAAUUGAAGAGGGCUUUGGGAGAGAAGGGAGAGAGAGUUGAGAGGUUGGAGAGAGAGGUGGAGAGUUUGAAGAAGGAGAAGUUGGAGAGUGAGAAGAGAGUGAGGGAAUUGGAGAGGAAAGUAGGGGUUUUGGAAAUGAAGGAAAUUGAGGAUAAGAGUAAGAAAGUUAGGAUUGAGGAGGAGAUGAGGGAGAAGAUUGAUGAGAAAGAGAGGGAGAUUGAUGGGUUUAGGAAGAAAGUUCAGGAACUGGAGUCUGUGGUUGCGAAAAAGGGGGCUGAAUUGGAGAAAUGGAUGAGGGAGAAAUUGGGUUUGGAGGAGUCGUUGAAGGAGUCUGAUGAGAAGGUGAAAGUGACGGAAUCCAUGAUGUUGGGAUUGAAGAAGGAAGUGGAGGAGGCUGAGAGGUUGAUCAGCGGGCUGAAGGAGAAGGCGGCCGAGGCCAUUAAUGGGAGUGUGAAUGGGGUAAGGGAGUUUGUUGUUGAAGGAGAGAAGAAAAGCGGGUUGAAGUUGGAUUGGCCGGUGGUGGCAGGGUCUACUGGUGUUAUUGCUUUUGCUACUGCAGCUGCGUAUUUGAUUUACGCCAGGCGGAGGUGAUUGCAUUGUGGAGAUAGAUGGAGAGAGAGCAGAUGGGAAGGCGAACGGAAUGGAACUUAGAGGUUAGGGUUUAUGGUUUAAGAGUAUGUUCCAAUUUUGUUAGGUGCACUUUGUUUUUGAGCCUAUGAAUCUGUUGUUAGCUCUGAUUUUUAUUUGGAGUGUUUUGUUGUUGUUACUGUUCUGUUGGGAAAACAAAAUGAUUUGAUAUAUUUUCAAAGGGUACUACAAUGAUAUGGACUAAAGCAGUUACUAUA
Molecule: messenger RNA, 1395 nt
Organism: Quercus lobata
Lineage: Eukaryota; Viridiplantae; Streptophyta; Magnoliopsida; Fagales; Fagaceae
Gene: PMD2
Product: Tropomyosin-like protein
Exons: 2
Coding region: 116-1141 (341 amino acids)
Source: RefSeq, a predicted model, not a curated record